GAACUGUCAAGAACUGCAACUGUCAAAAAAUGGUCCUAGUUGAUGAGAAGACGACGACGACGACGAUGCAACUCGGAAGACAGUUAAGAGCCCGAAAUCCGGACCAAGCCGUGACCGCAGUUGCUCCCACGACCACCAAGCAUGUCUUCCUUCCCGGAGAGCUGGAUAAUCUUGACCCUGGAACAUUGGCAUAUGAAUGCGUACAGGCGGCAGGUCACAUGAUCAAAGUUUUUCAAACUCAACAGAUUUUUGCGAAAAGGGGCGCACAAAUACUAAAAAAUUUUGGGAAUACGCUACAAGAACUUCGCUCAAGGAAGGCACAACAAGCUCAAAAAGAGGAAGAAGAAUCGGAAUCUGUCGAUCACGAGCCCAACCAAAAAAUCGAGCCGCUUCCGCCUCCUGUCGAAAGUGUUGCAAAUACGCUGCAAAGGCUUCAACUUACCGAGGACCUUAAUAUGAAGUCUCGCAAGAAUUCGAAAACAAUUUGUGGUUCAUCUAAUGAGACGACAGCAAGAAGAUCUCCAUCGGUUCCCCUCACUAACCAGCAAACUUUCAUUGCUGCCAACCCUGCAGCAAAAAGGGUCAGAGCCCAAUUUAACCUCCUGGAUUCGAAAGAUGGGCUUCAUUCUCAGAAUGAAGAUGAUAAGCUCAACAAAUCAGUUGAUAUAUUCUCUGAUGCUGAGGAUCUCCUUCCCGCACCACCAAAAAACAAAACAUCUUUGGGGAGACAAUUUUCGAAUAAGAUUACGUUUGAUUUUGCGACCACAUCAGAGAGGGAAUCAAUUCCGGUUCAACCAUCUAAAAAGUUUAUUUACGACCCCACGGAGAAAAAUGUGCUCGUGUCGGAAAUUCGGCGUUCGGCUCGGUUGGCUUCUCCGCAUCCCGUUUCUGCUCCUGCUGCGACUACCGUAGAAGCCAAAAAAUCCAUCCGUUCCCAAUGGGCGCAAAACGCGCCUCGCAAGAGGGCAGAAUCCGUAAAGAAAAGAAGAGAAACCUGCAAAAAGUUCAAUGACGAAUGGCAACAGAAAGUUAGCAGAAUUAAACUCAACAGGCUAACGGCCGCCCACAUUGGUCACCCCCCUCCCAGGAUUAGCCACAGAGUUUGGGAUAAUGUAGGAGGAUUAAAGCCCAGGCGACAUGUGAAUUCAAUGAUGAAGCAUCAAGGACAAUUUUCCAAUGUACGUACUCUUUUCGACUCUGAGCCAGGGAACUCCUACGAAAUUACGAGGUAUGAGGAUUUCGACGAGGAGUUGAAGCAUCGAGAGGACAAGGUGGUCCCAGCUUGGGUGAAUGAUAAACUUGAAAUUCAAAUCCUCUUGUUCAAACAGUUGGAUGCCACUAAGAUUAAACGGUUUCCCUUCCCCUCUGUCAAACAAGGCUACAGGCUCUUCAACACCGGCCGUUGAACUCAUAAAGUUGCAGAAAUUACUAAUAUUUUGUUAAAUCACUUUUGCCAAAGCAUACCUUAUUAUCCACCUUAGUAUCCUGUUUGUAAUUCCAUCUCCAGGUGGGAAUUAUACGAAUGUCAGCUAAAUACUUUGUAGAACCGACGAUGACAUUAUUGUAACGUAUUGGAAUAUUUAUUUUGAAGAAUUUUUAUAUUUUUGCAUGCGAAAUAAAGAUUAUGAUUUUCGUAAAAUGA
Messenger RNA from Folsomia candida, 1642 nucleotides. RefSeq lists its product as uncharacterized. NCBI's taxonomy places the organism in Eukaryota, Metazoa, Arthropoda, Collembola, Entomobryomorpha, Isotomidae. The coding region runs from base 30 to 1406 and encodes 458 amino acids. The transcript has 5 exons. The record is from RefSeq and is a predicted model, not a curated record.